AUGGAAGCCACUUCCAAGUCUAUCUUCAAUGCAUGCACAAACUUUACUCUCUUAUCAAACCAUCUCUUUCCAAAGCUCUUACCUUUUUUAUUGCUUUCUAGCAUCACACUAGCAACAUAUUUUGAACUCUUCAUCCUUCUACAAAACCAUAAAGUAAUGUUUCAUUUUCUUCUUCUAUGUUUUUUCCUACUCUCUUUACUUCUAAAACACUUCUUCUCAAAACCCUUUCCUAUUUACCUCAUUGAUUUCUCAUGUCUUAAACCACCAAAGCAUUGUAGGGUACCUUUCUCAACAUUCCUUGAAAACGCUUCUUUGUUUGAAUGUUUUGACAAUGAAAGCAUUUCCUUCAUGGAAAAAGUCCUUCAUUCUUCUGGCCUGAGUGAAGAAACUUUCCUCCCUCCUUCCCUGCACUACAUCCCACCGAAAACCGAACAUUCAGAAUCCAUCAAAGAACUUCACAUGGUGGUUUUCCCUAUCAUGGAUGAUCUUUUUGCAAAAACAAAAGUUGCACCUUCUGAUAUAGACAUACUUAUCUUAAACUGUAGUGGCUUUUGUCCUUCACCAUCUUUAACAUCAAUUAUCGUUAACAAAUAUGCUAUGAGAAGCGACGUUAAAACCUAUAAUGUCUCUGGUAUGGGGUGCAGUGCUAGUGCUCUUUGUAUUGACAUGGCUCACAAUCUUCUAAGAGUUCAUAAAAACUCUAAUGCUAUUGUUUUAAGCACAGAGAUUUUGUCCAGUGGUUGGUAUCAAGGUAAAGAAAAAUCAAUGUUGCUUAUAAACUGUCUCUUUAGAAUGGGAAGUGCGGCUAUUCUUCUCUCAAACAAAAACGAAGCGAGUAAAAACGCGAAAUAUUUGUUACUUAAGACACUUAGAACACUAAUAGCUUUUGAUGAUAAAGCUUAUUUUUCUGCUAUAAGGGAAGAAGAUUCAGAAGGAAAACUUGGUGUGACACUGAAGAGAGAUUUACUUCAAGUAGCCGGUGAAACACUUCGCUCUAAUAUUUCACUUUUAGGUUAUGAAAUAUUGCCGGUUUCUGAGAAAUUUUGGUAUGGCGUUUCUCUGAUAAAAAAGAGGUUUAACCUUAUGAAAUCCGAGGCGAUUUACGUGCCGGAUUUCAAGACCGUGAUACAACAUUUUUGUUUGCCGUGUUCCGGGAGAUCGGUGAUAAGAGAAGUAGGAAAAGGGUUGAAGCUUGGUGAGAGAGAGAUUGAAGCUGCUUUGAUGACAUUGCAUAGAUUUGGAAAUCAGUCUUCUUCAUCAUUGUGGUAUGAACUUGCUUACUUGGAAGCCAAGGAAAGAGUGCAGAAAGGUGAUAACAUUUGGGAACUUGGAAUGGGAAGUGGUCCUAAGUGUUGUAGUGUUGUUUUGAAGUGUUUUAGGCCAAUACUUGGUGAGUCUCAUAAAGGACCAUGGUGUGAUUGCAUUGAUCGAUAUCCAGUUCUAGCUAGCUAG
This is a messenger RNA of Lathyrus sativus (Indian pea), 1452 nucleotides long. Lineage: Eukaryota; Viridiplantae; Streptophyta; Magnoliopsida; Fabales; Fabaceae. The record is from the annotation of a GenBank genome assembly.